UGAAUUUCUAAUUUAUUGUGUUGUCCCAGAUAGCACAUGAUGUUAAAUCAACGUUGAAAAAUAGUUAGAAUCGUUGAUUUUUGGUUGAAGUCGACAAAUGACGGUGGAUCAACCAUCAAACAACCAUCCAAUCAAACCGUUGAAACUGUGACAUUGAAUCAACGUUGUUUUGUGGUUGAAAUCUGAUCACUGAAAUGCCGAAGUCUGAUUAAUGGUUGAUUUCUGGUUGAAGACGACAAAUGACGGUGGAUCAACCAUCAAACAACCAUCCACCUCUAGCCAAGUAACCAGUGUUGAAACUGUGUCAUUGAAUCAAUGUUGUUUUGUGGUUGAAAUCUAAUGACUGAAAUGCCGAUGUCUGAUCAACAUCUGAUCAAUAUUGAAUCAAUGUCAGCUGUUUUGCCUCACCCCUUCCCCUCCUCUCCUCCUCAUCAGAGCUCUGGGUCAGAGCAUUUUAUUACUGAGCGGGGGUUAUCACAUUUAAAUUAAGCACUGUAGAGGAUAGUGGGUGCUGAUUCCUUUCUGUACAUUUUCUUACUUGUUCAUAACAAUUCUCACUGACUGUGUGUGUGUGAUAUAUUGACACAAAAACAUCUACAACUUACUAAAAGGAGUGGAGCGGUCCACCCCCACCGUUUACAUGAGUGGGAUAGCCCUACCACACAGCUGCUUCGCUGUUGGCUUGUUGGAAUAUAUGUUAAUUCAAUGUUGAAUUACCAUCACAAAGGUUGCAUGUUUGGUUGAGGUCGACAACUGAUGGUGGAUCAACUAUAAAACAACCAUUCAAUUCUAGCCAAUUAACAUCCAUUGAUUGAAAUGCCAAAAUUGAAUCCAGUGUUUUUCAGCACCGGCACCAGGCACACUGCCCUGCAAGUUUUAGGCAUUUCCCUAAUUCAGCACACAUGAUUUUAAUUGACAUCUAAUUAACAGGGUUUUGCUGAACUGAAAACACGCAGGUCAGUUUGAUUGAGGACAAGGUUUGGGAAAGAACUACCCAGAUAGCACACGAUGUUAAUUCAAUGUUGAAUUAUUAUCACAAAGGUUUCAUGUAUGUUUGAGGUCGACAAUUGAUGGUGGAUCAACUAUAAAACAACCAUUCAAUUCUAGCCAAUUAACUAAUGUUGAAACUGUGUCAUUAAAUCAAUGAUGUUUUGUGGUUAACAUCAAAUAAAUGAAAUGCCGCCAACGUCGAGUCCAGUGUGUUUCAGCACUGGUCCUCCAGGCACUACAAGUUUUAGGCAUUUCCCUAAUUCAGCACACAUGAUAUUAAUUGACAUCUGAUUAACAGGGUUUUGCUGAACUGAAAACACGCAGGUCAGUUUGAUUGAGGACAAGAUUUGGGGAAGAACUAGUAAUCUAAAUGUUCUAAAAGUGGAGGGGUGUUUAUUACACCCCUCCACUUCACUCUCACAUUCUAACCCCCAACCCCUCUCCCUCCACCCUUCACCUCUCACCUGGCUUGUCUACCCCUCAACCUCCCUCCCCCUUUCUACUCUCCUCCUCUCCUCCUUUGACUCCGGGUGAAACUACUUUUAUUUUUUGUGAGGGUUACUCACAUUAUAAUUUAAGUAGUAUGUGUUGGUAACAUUGGGUUGUAAUUCUGUCCUGUACAUCUUCUUACUUGUCUGUAAAUGUUAUGACUGACUAUGUAUGUGUGAUAUGUUGACACAAAAACACAUAGAAGUCACUAAAAGGAGUUAGGUGGUCCACCUCCCCCAUUUCAUGACUGGUAUGUCCCAACCACAUAGCCCCUUUGCAGCAGGAUUGGUGCAACCUGUUUCUGAAUUUAAUUAUUCAACCCCCAGCACUUUUGUGGUAAGUGUGGCCAAUCUACCUUGAUCUUAACCUAUUUAUUAUAAACCAACUGCAUUGUGUUGCGCUUAAGUUGCAGCUUGGUAGGGAAAUAAGCAGUGAUGGCAUAAUUAUGUUGAAAAACUAACUUUAAAUCAGAUUUUGAUAACACUAAAGUUGGGUUGUACACUUUGUGAGGUCUCAGGAUGCUUGGUCCUGCUAUAGUGAGGCAUUUGCUUAUGCUGGUAUUUUAAAAUGAACAGUAACUUUCGCAUUAUAAUAAUUGCCUGUCUUGAUAUGGAUCUAAUUGUACAAAUAUGUUUCGGCUUGUUUCAUCUUGCAUAUUAAAAUGCAGCAUCUUAUUCUGAAUCUCUUCAUCUCCUUUUUUUAUUUUUCCAGCUAUAUUUAAAUAUAACAGCUUUAAAGAAAGAAGACAAUUGUAGGUAAACAGGUGCAGUUUGUCUACAUUAGAGUAAAGCACCACCACACUCUUUAAGAUGUCGGCUUCUUCUCGGGCUAAAAGACGUAGAGUUAACAAAUUAUUGAAAGAGACAGAGCAGCAAAUCCUCACCGAGUAUAAGUUAAUAGUUAAUGCUAAUCCAAGGAAGAAACAGAAGAAAUAUCAUGUUGCAGCCUCUUGUCAGUGCAGGUUGGAUGUACUACCUUUUCAAGAUAUUUCAGACUUGCCACUAAACAGACGACUAACUAUCAGUGCUGUGAAUGAAAAUACUGACUUGCCAGGUGAGUCAGAAGCACAUUUUGAAAGUAUAGUGGAGGAUGAGCUUGACAGUGAUGACAAUAAUGAUUUGCUCAGGAUAAGUUUAAAGUAUUGGGCAACAUCCUAUUCAAUCUCUCUGGUUGCACUGUCAUCUUUGCUGUCUAUUUUGACAAUGUUUCACCCUACCCUACCAAAAGAUGGGAGAACAUUGCUUGGAACACCCAGAAAUGUGCCCAUCACUACAAUUCAAGGGGGAGAUUAUUAUCAUUUUGGAAUAGUCAAAGGGGUGCUUUCACGGUUGGCAUGUUUGUGUGUACCAUCAACUAUGACUACUAUUAAUAUCCAGUUUAAUAUAGAUGGCUUACCUUUAUUUAAAAGUUCCAAACUUCAGUUUUGGCCCAUACUUGGAUGUCUGACAUGUGACUACACAAAGUCCCCAUUUGUUGUAGGCAUUUUUUGUGGUCUAAGCAAGCCAGUGAGUGUUUUUGAGUACCUGGCUCAGUUUGUCAAAGAUCUUCAGAAUGUAUUGUGUAAUGGCAUUAUUUAUAAUGGUAAGCAAUUUAAUGUAGAAAUUUCUGCCUUUAUUUGUGAUGCGCCGGCAAGAGCUUAUAUUAAGCAGGUCAAAGGAUUCAAUGGCUAUUCAGGUUGUGACAAAUGCUUUCAGGAGGGUGUAUGGAUGAAUAAAAUGACAUUUCCUGAAACAAAGCAUAAACUUAGGACAGACUCCAGUUUCUCUGACAUGGUUGAUGAGGAACAUCACAUUGGAAAGAGCCCUUUAUCUGGUUUAGUUAAGAUGGUUUCUAUGUUUCCACCAGAUUACAUGCAUGUCUGUUGUCUCGGAGUUACAAGGAAAAUGCUUCAUAUAUGGUUAAAGGGGAAACAUUUAGCAACAAAGUUUCCUUCCCAAACUGCAGCAGGCAUUUCAGAUAAACUCCUAAAGCUACGUUUCUACACGCCUUCUGAGUUUAACCGUAAACCAAGGGGACUGUCGGAGAUAGAUCGGUGGAAAGCUACUGAGUUCCGAUCCUUCAUGUUAUAUUGGGGUCCUGUUGUUUUGAAGGAUUCACUCCCCAGUGAGCUGUAUGACAAUUUUAUGUUGUUUUCCGUUGGAAUGUACAUGUUGCUGUCCCCUAGUAUAUCUGAGGAAAUGUUAGCCUUUGCACAAAAGUUGAUGGUUGCUUUUGUUGAACACUUUGGGGAAUUAUAUGGAAAAGAUGAAAUUGUGUACAAUAUACACCAGCUUACUCAUUUGGCUGAAGAAUACAGGAGGUUCGGCAAUCUAGAUAAUAUAUCAGGAUUUCCUUUUGAGAAUUGUCUUGGUCAAAUUAAGCAUCUUCUACGCAAGCCACAUCAAACACUACAACAGGUAGUUAAAAGGUUGUCUGAAACCUCACAUGUUGGACCCACAUGUUCUAGAGAUUAUCCAAAGUUGCUUAACAUCCACAUUGAUGGUCCAGUCCCCACACAGUUUAUUUCUUCACAACAGUACAGGAAGGUCUCCACUCAUCGGUUUACUUUGUCCACAAAGAAAGGAGACAAUUGUGUUGAAGUUGGAGAUGGAUUUGCAUUAAUAGAGAAUAUUAUUAAAUCAGAAGAGGAUACAUAUAUAAUCGUCAGAAUGUACGGACACAAACAGCCAUAUUACAUGUAUCCCUGUGAAUCAUCAUACAUUGGCACAUACAAAGUCAGUGGCUUGAAAGAAAAUAUAGGGGUAGUUGGACUGGCCUCUAUCAAGCGCAAAUGCCUUCUCUGUCCAGACAUGGAUGGUGCCAUUGUAAUACCACUACUUCAUUUAGCAUAGUCAUGCUGCCCUGCCAAAGUGCAGUAUCUGUAACUGAGAUGUAUAUCAUGGCAUAAAUUACCUAAAAAUAACAUUUAUCUAAUUCUUACCUGUGCAAAUAACAUGUUUGACUGGCCAAAAACUACAAUGUCUGUAGUGCACUUUGGCUUUGAAGAGUGAAAUGGGGAUGACCUGUAAGGAGAUAUCAUGAGUAGUUCUCAUUUCAUCCCUAGCCCUUCGAAGAUGAGUAGAGAGGCACUGUGGUCAGUUGUACAGUUCCCAAAUGGUGGGACAGCAGUAGUUCUAGAGAGCUGGUUUAAAGCUGAGGAACAGACGCUGUUAUGGCCCCCAAAACACAUAACACUCAAGAAAGCCCUUCGAGACGGAAUGCAACCAGACGACAAAUGGAUCACCUAUACGGAUGUACGAGUCCUCAUUACGUGUGAGACCCUUGAUGAGGCGAAAAAACGAGAGACAAAAUAUAACACCACAAUGUGUCCAACAUCUGAAAUUGAAUCUCAUGAUGAAGGAGCUAUCCGCCAAAAAAGAAUAUCCAGGCCAAAUCAGCAGUUUAUGCAUUCUGAUUCUGAAGACCAUCAGAGUAGCAGUGCAAAAAGAAAGCGUUUUGCCAAACCACCUGAUGUUGGAUGUCCAGUAGAUCUUGUUGCUAGCAACUACCAACAAUCACUAGCUGAUGAAGUUCUUAAUGCUGAGAUGCCAGGUUUUGCUACAGCCCACUGUGUCCAGUACCACAAGUUGCAGAAUCCACAGCGACAAAGUACAAGUAUUGGGUUGUCUGGAUGCAGCUCAAGGCAGUAUAACCAUCGCCCUGGUCUCUCACAAUGUGCACAAAAUAGGCUGCCAUUGGAUAUAUCACAGACAAACUCCGACCAGAAUGAUGUAUUGGAUUCAGCGCCUAAUCAAGGUUUCGAAGAUGCAACCACACAAAGGGCCAGCAAUAAUGGGCAGCUUUUGAGAGACCUCGCUAUCCAUAAGAUGACAUCGAUGCUUGCUGAAGCUCUUGUGAUUGUGAAGGAUCUAUCCAGAGAUGUCCAAUUCAUUAAGAACAAUUUGGCUCAGAGUAACAUUACACCAGGUAGCACACAAGGACCAGCAAACCUUGUACUCCCCUUCCAGCUGCCAAUUGAAAGUGAAGAAGAUUUCAGUAAAGCAGAGUCAUUACUGAUUGAAGAGACAGUGCGUCAAAAGAUGAUUGCUCGACUGGCUCUAGUAGGAGGCACCAAUUCAGCCAACAUGAUAAGAAGAAUGUUGACAACUUGUAUGAGAAAUGCCCUGGCAAGUCAGUUCAACUGGGCUGGGAAGAAACAUAGGCAUUCCCAGAGUAAAAAGCCAUUCAAGGACACAAUCCUGCAAGAGUGCAUAUUAGUUGCUGCUCGUCAAUUCGAACCAGGCCUAACUGAUCAAAAUUACAGCGAAACAGUAAAGAAAUGGUUUCGCUAUGCACCAGACCGGGAGGGAGGCAUUGAAAGGCAACCAAAGGGACGGCCAGAAGACUGAAAUUAAAUAAAAUAUUUAAGCAAUGCCA
Messenger RNA from Xiphophorus hellerii (green swordtail), 5835 nucleotides. RefSeq lists its product as uncharacterized. Lineage: Eukaryota; Metazoa; Chordata; Actinopteri; Cyprinodontiformes; Poeciliidae. Bases 4497 to 5807 code for a protein of 436 amino acids. The record is from RefSeq and is a predicted model, not a curated record. The transcript has 11 exons.